Molecule: messenger RNA, 4062 nt
Organism: Alternaria incomplexa
Lineage: Eukaryota; Fungi; Ascomycota; Dothideomycetes; Pleosporales; Pleosporaceae
Exons: 4
Coding region: 1-4062 (1353 amino acids)
Biological process (GO): branched-chain amino acid catabolic process; response to nutrient
Molecular function (GO): catalytic activity
Source: RefSeq, a predicted model, not a curated record
AUGGCUGCUAGAACACCGUCCAUCCGCGCAUUGUCGCGCUAUCUGCUUCGCCCGCAAGCACCACUCCGGCCCCGCUGUCAACACCACCUUCAACGUAAACAAUACUCCUCGGCAGCACCUGGCGCACGCCUCAAUGGCACAGUAGAGUACGAUGCAACGCCCAUUCUCCACCACACCGCCAAAUCCUCCCUUGCGAACCCCGAGUUCCCUGCAGAUAUACAGAAGGGUCAGACGAAGCGCAUAAACCUCUACACCGCCGUCAACGAAGCCCUGCGAUAUGCAUUGCAAACAGACGAACGCGUUAUGGUGUUUGGAGAGGAUGUGCAAUUCGGCGGUGUCUUCCGGUGUACCAUGAACCUGGCUGGGGACUUUGGCACAGAACGCGUCUUCAACACUCCCCUGAGCGAGCAGGGACUCGUGGGAUUCGCUAUAGGAGCAGCUGCAGAGGGCAUGAAGCCAGUGGCCGAAGUUCAGUUCGCCGACUACGUCUUCCCCGCCUUUGACCAAAUACACAAUGAGGCGGCCAAGUACAGAUACCGGUCGGGGAGCACUGGCGUCAACUGUGGAGGACUAGUCAUCCGCAUGCCAUCAGGCAGUGUCGGACAUGGCGCACUAUACCACACGCAGUCCCCAGAAGCCCUCUUCACCCACACGCCCGGUCUACGCGUCGUAAUACCCCGCUCACCCGUCCAGGCCAAAGGCCUCCUCCUCUCCGCUAUCCGCUGUCAAGACCCCGUCAUAUUCAUGGAGCCCAAGAUACUAUACCGCGCGGCUGUUGAACACGUACCCGUCGACGCGUUCUAUCUUCCGCUCGACAAGGCUGAAGUCCUCAAGACUGGCAAGGACGUCACGAUCGUUUCGUACGGCACACCGCUAUACACAUGCUCAGCCGCGAUAGCAGCAGCAGAGAAGGACUUUGGAUGCAGCGUUGAGCUGAUAGAUCUGCGGACGAUAUACCCCUGGGACCGAGAGACGGUUCUAGAAAGCGUGAAGAAGACUGGACGGGCGAUUGUAGUGCAUGAGAGUAUGAUGAAUGCUGGUGUUGGUGCAGAGGUCGCUGCUACGAUCCAGGAGAAGGCUUUCCUCAGAUUAGAGGCGCCUGUGAAGAGGGUGACUGGGUGGGCGACGCAUACCGGGCUCAUGUUUGAGCAGUUCGUCAUUCCCGAUGUUACUACAAUACCGAUCAUCGCUACUCCAACCGGCUCAUCAAGUUUCAAUGGCGAAGAGUUCAUAAAUAACCUCGGCAGCGACCUGGCGCCUCUCCUGACGCUAUUCGGAGAACAGGUCACCAAACAGUUUCUAAGCUUGUCGCUUGGCUGGGCUGAUCACAUACUCCUCGCUGUCGGUCCGCUAGGAAUAAUCACUACUGUGGUCUCGGCGAUCCGAGUCUCCAACGUCCGAGUGUUGAAGGCUCUGAUCGGUCGUGCGCGGGAGAAGAUCGCGGUAGCGGAGCUAGAGCUACUCUCUUCGACAUCAGAUGCAACGUCGGAACUCUGGACUGAUGAAGGGGUUGUACGUCAACCGGGCCAUGCUAAAAUCCUCGAGCUAGUCGCGUAUAAAGCCAAGUCUACAGCAAAGGCCUCAAGUCAGGAUGUAAUCGAAAUCAAAGCUCCUAGCAAGGUGUGCAUCGGCGACCUCCAUGAAGCCUGUCAGAAACGAGUUCUCAAACUUGCGAAUGAAGGUCAUUCGAAGACGUUCACACACGUGUUUGGCAAACUUAGCUUGAAAUCGAGGAAACAAUCCCAAUUCCUCGCUCAACCCAACAUCGAGGUAUCGCAAACCCCAUGGCUUACAGAGAGGCUCGCCAAACAACCACCAAACCUCACACUCAACGUGCACAAGGCCAUCCCAACUAGCUGCGAACUAUGGACUUUUGCAGUCUUCAGUGUUGCUCUGCAAGUUGUUGCUGUAGUAAUACCCGCUCUCAUGACUUACCACUGGAAGAUAGCCAAGAGUACAAAGCCUGUUCAAAAUUACGCGUAUCCAACUUUCCUCAUGGGAACGAGCUUACUCGUCGGAAGCAUAGCACUGUGCUCGUAUGUCAUCGAAGCAACAACUGCUGAGCAUAAGUUCACACCGACAGACGAUUACGAUGUGAAAAAUGUCUUUCGAUUACAGCUGCAACAGAUCAUUGGUGAUCAGCCAUACGAAGCAUACGUCAUUUUGAAUCAUCUUGAAGAUAGAGAAAUUCGCACUUCCAGAUAUGGCCCAGGCGAGACGCAUGAAAUAAGUGGUCCCUACAACCUAGGCACUGGCAUAGAAGACGAUCCCCGGAACGUUGGUCUAAUCAACCGGCUUAGUGGUUGCUGGGAACGUAUCAAGAGACGCGUUUUCGAGACAUUUCCAGGGUUCGCGGAAUGGACUAUAAAACGUUCGUUCAAGUCCAGAAACAACACUCAAAAGCCAGUAACUAUCGCUGCUGUUGCUUUAUGUUUGAGUGGAUUCAUCUGCCAAUUUAUCGGAUUGAGAGCACUGCACUGGUCCGCUACAGUCACACAGCUUGGUGUCACGCUGCUGAUAACUUGUAUUCGAUCCUGGAUCCGCAGGGGAAUCUCACGUCAGCCGAUAUAUUUUCGAUUGAAUAACAACCCGAACUGGAUCGCCCUAUCCGUCGGUAGUGCUUGCAAAGGUUCAUGGCCCGCCAAGGGUGAGUCCUGGCCAGAGCAAAACUGGCACGAUAGAGAACGAAUGCCUAUGGACUUUGCGCCAUGGCAUUUGCCAGAAAGUAUCAAUAGGACGCUCAGUAAAGAUCUAAUAACCAUCGACGACCCCAGGAUACGACUUCGGCAAAAGUUGCAAUCUGCGCAGCCUGAAUUCGAUGGUGAUCUCGUUGCCCUUGCCGAGAGCCUGAACAACGCCAUACAUGGUGUGUAUCGUAUCGUCAUGCCCUCGACACAAUCGAUCGCGUGGGUGCACAUAGUUGAGAAUACUGGUCUCAAGGACUCUAUCCCACACUAUGCCCGCCUGGAGCUCACAACGGACGGUCGCGAAUAUGAUGGCGGUUCAAUGCAUGCCUUACUAGCAAUGUGGAGGUAUUCAGCGAAUCUAAAGAACCUCAACAUGUGCGUUGCAAUGGUGAUCUCUGAGAAAGACUGCGUGAACAAGAUCAGAUUUCUUGAGGCCCGAAUCGGCUCAACUGUUUCUUGUCAGCUUUUAUCGGUUGAUGGUCAUGUGAGAAACGUCUCAAAACGCCAGGGGUACCCAGUCAGAUAUGUGCUCACCGGUCUAAGUAUCGAGAACAUGCAGGAACCUCACGCGGCUUCUGAAGCUAAUCAGAACCGCUUGUAUGGCUACCUCCUAGUUCAUUUGAGCAAUCCAAAAGCUGGAUACGCUUAUGAAAUGCUUGCAGGCUUCAUGGAUGCGCUGUGGAAAGAGACGGCAUUGAGGUAUAAAUUGGGAAGAUGGUACAAGAGAGCCUCGGUCGAUUACAAGGAAAUCAAAGUGGAUAGGAUCACGAAGUACCUCGUCAAGACUGGUUUAGUGGAGACCGAGAAAGACGCUAAAAUUCUGGUCUAUUCAUCCCUCAUGCGAUGCAUUGAAUGGAAAUGCGCACCAGGUUCAGAUGAACCUGUUCCCACAGACGACCGAUAUCCUGGUCCUUUACCACCAGCGGUUGCCACAGCGGUUGCCACAGCUCACGUCAACAGCCAACAACAAGAUCAACCAAUAAAAGGCGACUCUGCAACCGCACCAGCGAAUGAGAGUCCACAAACUGGCGCUGCAACUACAGAUGACUCUGGAAGUCAGCCCUCUCUUACACCAAGCAUACCAGUACCAACCGUUACUGAGACGGUUCAGGUAGAGAAGAGCUCGAAUGCGAGCGCUACGACUGCCGAAGCUUCUAUGACUCAGCCUACUCUCAAGCCAAGUACACCAGUACCCAGCGCCCUUGAUAUUGUACAAGCAGACACAGAUAAGGGUAAGUGUGCGGCGACUCUAAGCGCCGGAGAAGAUCAAUCUACUUCUACGGCAAGAAGACCGGUAGCUAAGGGCGUUAGAGCGCCGGAAAGGGGAGAGAGUUCGCGAACUGGAGCACAGAUGACGAAAGCUUCAGGAGAGUAG